Messenger RNA from Dendrobium catenatum, 1332 nucleotides. Its product is annotated as chromatin structure-remodeling complex protein BSH. Gene Ontology annotation, cellular component: nucleus; nuclear chromosome. Gene Ontology annotation, biological process: regulation of transcription by RNA polymerase II; chromatin remodeling. The transcript is spliced from 11 exons. The record is from RefSeq and is a predicted model, not a curated record. Gene Ontology annotation, molecular function: transcription coregulator activity. NCBI's taxonomy places the organism in Eukaryota, Viridiplantae, Streptophyta, Magnoliopsida, Asparagales, Orchidaceae. The coding region runs from base 225 to 995 and encodes 256 amino acids.
UAUGAGGUAUGUAUUAAGAUCGUCUAAGAAAUUCGGGCACGGACAGCGGCAGAGCAAGAGAAUUGAGGGGCAGGGCAAGAGAAUUGAGGGGCUUCAUCAACGGGAGUAGGCGGUGAUUCUGCAGAGAAAUCUCAUCCGCUCAGCUCGGAUUCCGGAAUUCUGCCGUCCUCGGCCGAAAUAGAGAGAAUCGAAGCUCCUCUGCUUAUUAGGUUUUCGUAUAAGCCAUGAAAUCCCACCCGCCAUGCUCCUCGAAAACGCCCGUCAGGUUCAGAAUGCCUACUGCUGAAAAUCUUAUUCCUAUUCGCUUGGAUAUCGAAAACGAGGGGCAACGUUUCAAAGACUCCUUUACUUGGAAUCCCACUGAUCCUGAUUCUGAAGUAAUCAGUUUUGCAAAACGGACUGUCAAGGAUCUGAAGUUACCGCCAAUCUUCAUCACUCAAAUUUCCCAAUCAAUACAUUCACAAUUGGCUGAAUUUCGGUCUUAUGAAGGGCAGGAAAUGCAUUUAAAAGAGAGGAUUGUGCCCAUUAAGCUUGACAUACGUGUAAAUAAUACUGUACUCAGAGACCAAUUCCUUUGGGACAUAAGCAAUCUAGAAAGUGAUCCUGAGGAGUUUGCGAGAACCUUAUGUAAGGAUUUGGAUAUUGAAGACCUCGAAGUUGGACCAACAAUUGCCGUUUGUAUAAGAGAGCAGCUUUUUGAGAUUGCCAUCCAAGGUGUUGCUUCUGCAAGAGAAAGCAGAGUAGGGAAAAAGGGUAGAAGAGGAGCUGAAAGUUUCAUAAAUAGUAAAAUGAGUAGUAGUUCUCUCGACCUGGUGAAGUUAUUUGGCAGCAAAGGAAGUGUUGUUCGGAAAAGGAAGGAUUGGUACUUGUAUGAACCCAUUGUCGAUAUUCUAUCAAAUGAGGAAGCUGAGGCUCUUGAUGCAAGGGAAGUGCAAAAUGCUCGUUUGAAGAAAAAGCUGGAUGAGAAGGAAGACAGCUUUCAGGAACGCAGUUGAGAAGGAAGAGGCUUAUCGCCAACCUGAUUGAUGAUUCCCAAUCAUUUCAUUUGCUGAGCUCUUGUGGGUGAUAAAUGAACCAUGGAUUGCGGGUGAUCGCCGCCGUAAAUGACAGCAAAUCAAAUUAAUUCAAUAUCAAGUUGUAUCCGUUUGUAUGCAAGAAUCCAUUUAUAUCAGUUUUCUUUCGGUUACCAGAAUGCCUGAGGUGUUCCUUGGCCAUGCAAAUUUUGAUAUUAAAGAAAUACGCUUUUUAGCUGACUUAGAGAGAACAUCAAUUGUAGUAGUCUGACUUAGGUUAUUAUCCAGAGCUAUCAGAGCUUUGUUUUGCUUGAUAGCA